AUGUCUUGUGUCCACUACAAGUUCUUCUCCAAGUUGAGCUAUGACACAGUCACCUUUGGCGGCCUCCACAUCUCCCUGUGCGACCUCAAGCGCCGGAUCAUGGGCCGUGAAAAGCUGAAGGCGGCCAACUGCGACCUGCAGAUCACCAACGCCCAGACCAAAGAAGAAUACACAGAUGAUCAUGCCCUGAUUCCUAAGAACUCAUCGGUAAUUGUUAGAAGAAUCCCUGUGGGAGGAGUUAAAGCUACCAGCAAAACCUUUGUUCUGGCUCCUAAAGCACACAAAACCCUAGGAACUGCUUUCAGAAGUCGAACUGAGCCAGUGAGUGGAACACCAAAAGCAAUUGAUGACUCUUCCGCACCGAUUCCUCUGGCCCAGCUUAUUAAGACCACCAAUCUGGCUGAAGCCAAUGCUUCCGAAGAAGACAAGAUAAAAGCUAUGAUGAUGCAGUCUUGCUGUGGAUAUGAACCAACCAGUUACAUGAAGACACCCUUGGGUCCACCUCCACCGUCAUAUACUUGCUUUCGUUGUGGAAACCCUGGCCACUAUAUAAAGGACUGCCCGACAAAUGGGAACAAAAAUUUUGAGUCUGCUCCCAGACUUAAAAAGAGCACAGGAAUUCCAAGGAGUUUCAUGAUGGAGGUGCAAGAUCCCAACACAAAGGGUGCUAUGCUGACAAGCACUGGGAAAUACGCAAUACCAACUAUUAAUGCGGAAGCUUAUGCUAGAGGAAAGAAGGAAAAGCCUCCCUUUUCACCAGAGGAGCCCUCCUCCUCCUCCUCCGAUGAUCCCAUUCCAGAUGAGUUGUCAUGUCCCGUUUGUAAAGAGCUAAUAACUGAUGCAGCUGUUAUUCCCUGCUGUGGAAACAGUUUUUGUGACGAAUGUAUUAGAACAGCAUUACUGGACUCUGAGGAGCAUACCUGCCCAGCGUGUCAUCAAACCGAUGUUUCUCCUGACGCUUUAAUUGCCAACCUGUUCCUACGCAAGGCUGUGAACAACUUCGAAAAUGGAACUGGCUACACAAAGAGGCUCCGUCAGCAGAUUCAGGAGCCACAGCAGCCGCCACCACCUCCACCACCGCUCCUGACUGUUACACCUCCUGCUGCUCUGGGCUAUCAGGUUCCUGUACCAAGACAACCAGCAUUACCAAGCCUUCUGGGCCCCCAAGGACAAUCAAUACCCACCACCGGUCGCCCAAUGAGUGCCAGUACAGUUCGCUCAGCAGGUGGCAGACCGGGCUGGGAACUUCGGUCCCCUUCUCGCUCCUACUCACGAUCGCCGCCGUAUGCAAGAAGAGGCUACUUUUCUCCAGACAGGUUUGGUCCACCUGGGACCAGACGAGAGAAUUCACCAUAUGCUCAGGGACGGAGGCAGGAUUAUCCUGGUGGGCAGAGCCACCAAAAGUGUAAUACAGCUGGAAAUUACCCUGGAAAAACUUCUGGAAGAGAGAGGCAUGGCAUCAAAGAUCCUACAAAAUCAAAAGAGAAGGAGGUGGAACAUCGACUGGGAGGUGACAAAGGAAAUAAAGACAAAAAGCACCGGAAGAGAAGAAAAGGGGAUGAGAAUGGAGGAUUUCCCAAUGCUGAGUGGUUAGAAGGAAUGAGAAAACCAAGAGAGCCACUUACAGCAGAAGACGUGAAAAUGGACUCUCUGUUCAUGCUCCCAAGCAGAGAUGAUGCCACCCCUGUGCGAGAUGAGCCUAUGGAAGCAGAUUCUAUGGCUUUCAAAGCAGCACCUGAAAAGGAGAAAAAAGAGAAGGAUAGGCCAGAAGCAAAAACUGACAAGACAAAGCGGAAAGUAGAGGUGGCUGUUCCUCCUAAGACAGACAAUAUAAGAAAACCAGCAAAAGCCUCCCAGGAGAAGGUGAACACCGAUGGUGACAAAUCCCCUCCAAUGGAACCUGCUGUGAAAAAAGUGAAGGAGGAGCAGCCAACCUUAAUGCAUUUCUGUUCUUAA
Messenger RNA from Gavia stellata (red-throated loon), 1956 nucleotides. Its product is annotated as E3 ubiquitin-protein ligase RBBP6-like. The record is from RefSeq and is a predicted model, not a curated record. Gene Ontology annotation, cellular component: nucleus. The transcript has 14 exons. Gene Ontology annotation, molecular function: zinc ion binding; nucleic acid binding; ubiquitin protein ligase activity. The coding region runs from base 1 to 1956 and encodes 651 amino acids. Gene Ontology annotation, biological process: ubiquitin-dependent protein catabolic process; protein ubiquitination; mRNA processing. Lineage: Eukaryota; Metazoa; Chordata; Aves; Gaviiformes; Gaviidae.